This is a messenger RNA of Carassius carassius (crucian carp), 4929 nucleotides long. It is a transcript of the gene agap1, whose product is annotated as ArfGAP with GTPase domain, ankyrin repeat and PH domain 1. The record is from RefSeq and is a predicted model, not a curated record. The transcript has 19 exons. Gene Ontology annotation, cellular component: nucleus. Gene Ontology annotation, molecular function: protein binding; GTPase activity; GTPase activator activity. The coding region runs from base 624 to 4307 and encodes 1227 amino acids. Lineage: Eukaryota; Metazoa; Chordata; Actinopteri; Cypriniformes; Cyprinidae.
GGGGCAGAUAGAGGAGAGAGACGGGUAUGGAUCCGUAGUUCUUGCGGCUGUCCGUCUCGUUUCCCGGGACUCUCGUUUUCAAUACAGCGAGGCUUCGGGUCUUGCAUUGUAUAUUUGAAUGAGAGCAGGAGCGCACAGCGGCGGGAAACAAAUGCGCAAAGGAGCAAGCUGGCUGCGCGGCGGGGGAUGCUGGGCACAAUAGCGAAGACCACACUGUUCUGCUUUAGGAGGAUAGUGUUGCAAUAACAUUUCCCCCCAGACAGACAAGCCACGCUGCGGGAAAGAGGAAUUUGAAGCCGGACUUUACUUUACAGGCAAAUAUGAGGAUGGGCUUUGAACUGGACGUCUAGGCGACUUGAUGGGGCUCUUCUAGGAUUUUUAGAAAGCGCAUAUAGUCAAAUGACAGUCUCAAAAACGCACCGGCACAGCAAAGGAAAAUCAGCUUGGAUUUUGGGCACCACAGCUAUUUAGAUCUGAUAUUGAUUAUUAUUAUUAUUAUUAUAGUCAUUAAUAUUAUUAUUAUUAUGUGCUCUGGAAAUCACCAGCUGUGGGUGAAAUCACGCCAGGAACAUAUUUGACUUUGUCAUAUUUGAAUUCAUUUUCUUGUAUUUGGUUUCUGAAGAAUGUACGUACUUGAUGGUAAUUACCCGGAAAGGAUGGAGCGGGGCACGCCACAAAGAAAAACCGUAUACAGGAUAUCUUUGACACUAGUGAAAAAAGAAACUCUGCAGGAUGGCGGAGGCUCAGCGCACCGGCGGCUGGAGAACCCUAAAGUGAGCGCGUACCGACGGGAAGGAGCCGCUGACGCUCAGCGCAGCUCCCCGCUGGAAGAACUGAAAGAAGUGGAGGACGAGACGGACGAGUUUUCUGCACACUCAUACAUGAGGAACUUCAGGACAUUCAGUACUGGACAUCUAGAGUUGGGCAGGUUGAAAAUCUCAAGGCGGGUACAGCAUUUACACAAAGACAAGGAAUUAAAUGAAACGUGCAUCCUCCCAGGGAAUGGACAGAGCAAGGUCACUGGAAAUGGGGCACUAGUGCACAAAAAGGUUGAAGAUAAUGCUGAAAAUUACAGAUUGAAUUGUGAUGCUGAGCAUGGAGAAAUCUGCAGCACAGAUGCUUCUAAUGGAGAAAACACAGGCAUUCGAAAGAAAAUCCUGAAGACUUCUCGGAGCACAGAGGAACCGGUCAGUACAUGGUCAGAUGAGACCUCUGAGGGUGGCAGGAUGGCCAAAGAGAGCUGUAUCUCUUCUUUGCUGGCAAAAGGGAAUGGUAAGUCGCCCAAACCAGCACCUGAAACCCCUCCGGCAAAGAGGCACCCAAGCCUGCUGCGGCGAAGUUUCAGCUUUCGCCACUGGACGGGUGGAGAGUUGAUCCGCAUACGGGCUCUUUCCAAGGAGAAGCACCACAGCAGCUCGGGUUGCAUUGGUCGCGAUGGAGAAAACAGUCAAGCCCAAGCUGGCGUGAUUCUGCAAAACAUGGCAUUUGCCGAGUCUGACUCCACUGAAAAGCGAAACACCUUGGAUGUGGGUGAGGUCCUAAACAAAACAGACUCUGUGACUGAACUAGGCCGCAGGGAGAGGAUGAAGGGCAAGAAUCGAACGUUGGACAACAGUGACCUGCUCAAGCUGUCGGAUAAAUCUUUGAUGGACAAGGAGGGUUUCAUUAGAGGGACAGGCUCCCGUUCCAGCGGGCAGGAACGUAAACUCAUUCGAUUUUUCAGUGGUAUCUUUUCAAAGCGAGAUGGGACAUCCACGCCGCUUGGCAGUCCAAGCAACCGGGCUCUCCGGAAGAACGGCCUACUGGGAAGUCAGCGGCGAUCAGAAAUUAGCUACUCUCAGUCCAGCACCGAAAGUGUUAACGGAUGCCAACCGGACGAUGCCUUUGUCAACAGUCAGGAGUGGACACUCAGUCGCGCCGUACCAGAGCUCAAAGUGGGCAUUGUGGGAAACUUGGCCAGUGGGAAGUCUGCCCUGGUGCACAGGUAUCUGACAGGGACCUACGUGCAAGAAGAGAGCCCUGAAGCUGACGUGGAUGCAGGAGGACGUUUUAAAAAGGAGAUUGUAGUGGAUGGACAAAGUUACCUCCUCCUAAUCAGGGAUGAAGGGGGACCUCCGGAGGCUCAGUUUGCGUUGUGGGUAGAUGCGGUGAUUUUUGUAUUCAGUCUGGAAGAUGAGAUCAGCUUUCAGACGGUCUACCACUACUAUAGUCGCAUGGCCAACUACCGCAACACAGCAGAGGUGCCCCUGGUGCUUGUGGGAACUCAGGAUGCUAUCAGUGCAGCUAAUCCCCGUGUCAUCGAUGACACCCGCGCUCGCAAACUGUCCAACGACCUGAAGAGGUGCACAUAUUAUGAGACCUGUGCUACCUACGGCCUCAACGUGGAGCGUGUCUUUCAAGAUGUGGCUCAGAAAAUAGUUGCGACCCGGAAGAAACAGCAACUGUCAAUCGGACCCUGUAAGUCACUGCCCAAUUCUCCAAGCCACUCCUCCGUCUCCGCAGCGCCUGUGUCUGCAGUGCAUAUCAGCCAGACCAGUAAUGGUGGAGGCAGUUUGAGCGAUUACUCUUCUUCAGUGCCAUCCACUCCCAGUACCAGUCAGAAGGAACUACGUAUCGAUGUACCCCAAACCGCCAACACCCCUACGCCCGUCCGCAAACAGUCCAAACGGCGCUCCAACCUCUUUACGUCUCGGAAGGGAAGCGAACCAGACAGGGAGAAGAAAGGGAUGGAUGGCCGCGCAGACAGCAUUGGAAGUGGCCGCGCUAUCCCAAUUAAACAGGGCAUGUUGCUGAAAAGAAGCGGCAAGUCACUGAACAAAGAGUGGAAGAAGAAAUACGUCACGCUUUGUGACAAUGGACUCCUCACGUAUCAUCCUAGUCUGCAUGAUUAUAUGCAGAAUGUUCAUGGGAAAGAGAUCGACCUGCUGCGGACUACAGUGAAGGUUCCAGGGAAGAGGCCCCCUAGGGCCAUCUCCACAUGUGCGGCCCCCAGUCCCAAAACCAAUGGGCUGACCAAGGACAUGAGCAACCUGCAGCUUGGACAGACACCAGGAUCUGUGACCAGUAGUUCUUCAGCGUCUCAGAUGGCGAGUGGCAUCAGUCUGGUGUCGUUUAACAGUCGGCCGGAUGGGAUGCAUCAGCGCUCGUAUUCUGUGUCCAGCGCUGACCAAUGGAGUGAUGCCACAGUUAUCGCCAACUCAGGAAUCAGCACGGAUACCGGUCUGGGAGAUUCUGUGUGCUCCAGUCCAAGCAUAUCCAGUACCACCAGUCCUAAGAUAGAUCCACCUCCAUCGCCUCACGCCAACCGCAAAAAACACAGGAGGAAGAAGAGCACCAGCAACUUCAAGGUGGAUGGCUUCUCUGGAAAUGCAGAAGAACAAGAGGACAACUUUGAGUUCAUCAUCGUUUCUCUGACGGGACAGACCUGGAAUUUUGAGGCAACGUCCUAUGAGGAGCGGGACGCAUGGGUUCAGGCUAUUGAGAGCCAGAUUCUGGCGAGUCUGCAGUCCUGUGAAAGCAGCAAACAGAAGUCUCGUCUGAGCAGCCAAUCAGAAGCCAUCGCUCUGCAGUCAGUCAGGAACAUGAGAGGAAACACGCGCUGUGUGGACUGUGAAGCCCAGAACCCUGAUUGGGCCAGUCUGAACCUGGGGGCUUUGAUUUGUAUAGAAUGUUCAGGCAUUCAUCGCAACCUGGGUACUCACCUGUCUCGUGUCCGCUCUUUGGACCUGGACGAAUGGCCUCUAGAGCUCAUCAAGGUCAUGUCGGCCAUCGGCAAUGAGUUGGCUAAUAGUGUGUGGGAAGCCAAUGCUCAAGGACGCCUAAAGCCUGCCCCUGAUGCCACCAGAGAGGAACGUGAGCGCUGGAUCAGAGCCAAAUAUGAGCAGAAGUUGUUUUUGGCAUCGCUGACGUGCACAGAGCUGACUUUGGGACAGCAGUUACUGCGGGCCACGGCGGAGGAAGACUUGCGCUUCGUGGUCAUACUGCUGGCCCAUGGCUCCAGAGAUGAAGUCAAUGAAACCUGUGGGGAAGGUGAUGGCCGGACAGCCCUGCACCUGGCCUGCCGCAAGGGAAAUGUUGUGAUCACGCAACUGCUUGUAUGGUACGGUGUUGACAUCAUGGCACGGGAUGCUAACGGCAAUACGGCACUGGCAUACGCACGGCAGGCUAACAGUCAGGAGUGCAUGGAUGUCCUCCUGCAGUACGGCUGUCCUGACGAGCGUUACCCGCUCAUGGCCACCCCAAACCUGUCACGCAGGAACAAUAACCGCAAUAACAGCUGCAGCAGCAUGAACAGUGCAGUUAUAUGAGAAGUACACUCACAUACACAUGAACAUGUAUUCUGGUCAGCACUCCUCCUCCCUCCCUACACACUCACAUUCAUAUGUACAGCUGCACCACUGCAUCAGAAUCAUGAGACUAUACCGGACUCAAGGGAAAGCCCCGACCGACACUGAUGAAGAAGCAUGAGCAGAGCUACUGUGUUUGCCUGACUUUACAAUCCCACUGGUUGAAAAAGUUGUCAUGGGCAAGGGCUUGGCCAGUCAUGUGUCAUCAAUUUUUUUUUUUUUUUUUUUUGGGAGAGUGUCCCACAUCCAGUGUCUCGCUGCAUUGUGGAACAAAAAUUCAAACAAUCCUGGACAACACCGGGUUUUCUGACUGUGCCAGGUGCAUGAUGGGAGAAUAGAGUGUAAUAGGGAAUAACUUAUGUGAUGAGCAGGUGUCACAUCAGUCUAAUAAAUGACAAAGCAAGACAGGAAAUGAUUGGGCAGCAUGGGAUACUUUUAAGCUGGAUCUUCAAAAUGACCCAGAAGAACCAGAGUACUUCACUUGGUCGCCGUGUGUUUCUGAACUUCCAUCUCACCACUCUGACACUGAUUUUUCUGUCUGAUCUCAUUUUUGCAUCCGUUCUAUGCCCAUUAGGACUUUUUU